AUGACCAGCACACUUCCCUUACCCACUCUAUUCUCUAGGGCACUCGCAACAGCCUCAAAGGCCUUGAAUCUGUCCACUGUGGACGAUGAAACACAGGAACUAAUCCAAUCAGCCGUAACUGAUCUCAAGGAGCUGAACCGGCGCGUUGCAGCUCUUUCGUUAUUCAGUUCCAAUGAGGUCCUUGAGGAUAUAUCAACUAGGAAUAUGGUGUACUUGUUUGCACGAUAUGUUCUUGCUGAAGUCCAGAAUCGCGUGAAGACAACGGAUAGGGACGAGCGCAUGACCGUUCUUCAGCAGACGCAGGUCCAUCUGAGAUCAUUCAUCCAUGAUCUGGACACUUAUUGCAUAGUACCUGAAGUAGAGCGUGCGUUGUAUGCACAAAGCGCAUCCUCCAUAAAGGAUGCGGCCAAACGGCGAGAGGUCAAGAUCAAGCAGUUCAAGGCUGAGAAGGACUUGCGUGCGCGAAUCGAAGCUGUAAGAAAACGACGGAAACAGGCACCUAUGGGAGACCUGCCCCAAACUGACUUUGAUCUCAUCCGGUCAUUACUCCCGUCAACUGUGGCUCCUCAAGUGAGCGACGAAGACGAGGAUGAUUCAGAGACAGACGAGAUCCUACGAGAAGCAGUAUUGCUGCUGCUACGACUAAACUAUGCCCAAGCAUACUCUCAACUCGAGAGCAUGAACCAGGAGCUCGAACUCCUGCGUAGUGCCCCACCUCCUCCCAGCCUGGAACCGCCCGUAGACGACAGGAAAGAUAAACUCAAGGAGCAAGAUGACAUGUGGAAGCUAGACACAAGAUCUCGGAUUGGUGAGAGCGGACCGUUACUUGACUCCAGCGGAAAGCCCCUAAGGCCAUUUACUAUCCUCCCCGCGGGCGCAUCAGAUCGCGCACGUCUACAAGCCCAGGUCUUCGGACCUGGUCACCGUCUGCCAACGAUGAGUAUAGACGAGUACCUCAAAAUUGAACAAGAACGCGGCAACAUUCUCACAGGGGGAGGCCCACAAUCCGAGGAACAGCCAACCUCGUCAGAACAACUGGCGAUUGACUCCGAAAUGGAUGGUGCAGUCUUCGGUGAGAUGAAAUUGGAGGAGAAACGACAGAAGGACGAACAGUGGGCACAGUUCAAGGACGCUAAUCCGCGUGGAGCGGGGAACACAAUGAAUCGCGGCUGA
Molecule: messenger RNA, 1173 nt
Organism: Suillus paluster
Lineage: Eukaryota; Fungi; Basidiomycota; Agaricomycetes; Boletales; Suillaceae
Product: TAP42-like protein
Exons: 5
Coding region: 1-1173 (390 amino acids)
Biological process (GO): regulation of signal transduction; regulation of dephosphorylation
Cellular component (GO): cytosol
Molecular function (GO): protein phosphatase 2A binding
Source: RefSeq, a predicted model, not a curated record